AUGGAGUACUAUGCAGACCUUGAAUCGAUUUGCCGUGCACUAUACAACCUGGUCCUUAAACACAGGGAUCGUUUUGAGCAAUCGGGCGAAGUAGGAGAACUUGACAAGUCGAUUUUUCAUGGUCGCGUACUACUCAGACUAUAUCCUGGAAGACAUCUGGAUCGUAAUAAGGCAUUGAACGAACUGGGAAUAUCUCUUUACACACGAUUCGAGCAAUACGGGCGAACAGAAGAUCUAGAGGAAGCAAUUGAGCGGUAUCGCGCUGCCCUGGAACUUUGCUCCAAGGACGAUCCCAAUCGUUUCACGUCGCUGAAUAGGCUAGUGGUCUCCCUCCAAACUCGAUUCGAGCAGCACGGACUGGAUACAGACCUCGACAAGUCCAUUGAAAUUUGCUGUUCUGCGUUGGAACUUCUCCCCAGCAGCCAUCCCAAUCGAUCCAUCUCUCUGAAUAACCUUGCGAAUUCCCUUCAAACUCGAUUUCAACUGUAUGGACGGACCGAGGAUCUGGAUGGAGCCAUAAAGCACUAUCGUUAUGCCUUUCUACUUUGCCCCAGCGGUGAUUCCAAUCGUUCUGGAUAUCUGGGAAACGUGGCAGCGUCCCUGAUGACCCGAUUUAAACAGUAUGGACAGACUGCAGACCUCGAUGAGGCUAUCGAGCAUCAUCGUUCUGCCUUACAGCUCGUUCCCACCCGCCAUCCCUAUCGUUCCAUGGCUCUGAUGAAUCUUGGCAAUUCCCUGCAAACGCGAUUUGAGCAGUACAGACAGACUGUAGACCUUGAUGAGGCCAUCAAGCAUCAUCGUUCUGCCCUGCAGCUUAUUUCUACCGGGCAUCCCAAACAUGCAAUAUCUCUGAUGAAUCUCGGAAACUGCCUACAAACUCGAUUUAAACACCAUAGACAGGCUGCAGAUCUUGAUGAGGCCAUUGAGCACCACCGUUCUGCCCUGCGACUCCACCCUGUCAGCCAUCCCCAUCGUUCCACAUCUCUAGACAACCUUGCAAAUUCCCUUCAAGCCCGAUUCCAUCAGCAUGGACAAACUGUGGAUCUUGAAGACGCUAUCGAGUAUCAUCGUGCUGCCGUGGAACUUCUCCCUAAAGGCCAUCUUAGCCGUGUCACGUUUCUGAGUAACCUUGCACAUUCCCUUCGCACUCGAUUUGAUCACUUUGGGCAGACCAGAGACCUUGAUGAUGCCAUUGGGUAUUGUCGUACUAUCUUAGAACUUCGCCCUAACGACCAUUCUGAUCGUCCCACGUCUCUGCGUAGCCUUGCGGGUUGUCUUCACACUCGCUAUGAACGGUAUGGACGGGCUGCAGACCUCGACGAGGCUAUCAGCCAUCGUCGUGCUGCUCUGAAGCUUUGCCCCAAUGGCCAUCCUGAUCGCUCCAUAUCUCUGAACGAACUUGCUAUCUCACUUCAAACCCAGUUUGAACGGUAUGGGCGGAUUGUAGACCUCGAUGAGGCCAUCGGGCAUCACCAUGCCGGCCUGGAGCUUUGCCCUGAUGGUCAUGCCGAUCGUUCCACAUCCAUGACUAACCUUGCAGGUUGUCUCCGAAUUCGAUUUGAGCAACUUGGACAGAAUGCAGACCUUGACGAGGCCAUUGAGCUUCACCGUUCUGCUGUGGACCUUCGUCCCGAGGGCCAUCCUAAUUGUUCUUACUCCCUAAAUAACCUUGCAAUUUCCCUUCGAACCCGAUUUGAACAGCAUGGACGAAUCGCAGACCUUGAUGAGGCCAUCGAAUAUCUUCGUGCUGCACUAGAAACUCGCCUCGGCCAUUUCGACCGUUCUUUGUUUCUAAAUAAUCUUGCAAACUCCCUGCUCAUUCGAUUUCGGCAUCACGGACGGGCUGUGGACAUUGAUGAGGCCAUCGAGUAUCAUUAUGCUGCCCUACACCUUCGCCCCAACGGCCAUCACCAUCGUGCCAUGUCUCUAGACAACCUUGCAAAUGCCCUUCAGCCUCGAUUCCAUCUGCACGGACAGACUGCGGACCUUGAUAAGGCUAUCGAGUACCAUCGCGCAGCCCUAGAACUUCGCUCCAAUGGACACCCCAAUCGUUCCGCGUCUCUGAUUAACCUGACAUGUUCCCUUAAAACUCGAUUUGAACGAUAUGGGCACAUCGGGGACCUUGAUGAAGCCAUUGACCAUCAUCGGGCUGCCCUGCAACUUUGCCCAGAGGGCCAUCCCAAUCAUUCCACGUCAUUAGCGAGCUCAGCUUUUACACUGUUCUCUCGGUUCAAGAAGUUUAAGUGCAAGGCCGAUUUCGGGGAGUGUAUGCAAUUACUAGAACGUGCUGCCGUACAUAAGUUUUCAAGCUCAGUUUUGCGUCUCCAGUUUGCCACUCAAUGGGCCUACCUUGCACGGUCUCAUGCACAUCGUACCACGUCUAGAGCUUUUAAGGUAGCAAUGCGGCUCUUACAGCGUGUCGUCAUCAUUAGCCCCACCCUUCCUACACAAGUUGACUUCCUCAACGAGGAAAGCGACUACACAACACUCGCAUUAGAUGCUGUGGCUUAUACUGUGGAUGGAAAUAGGUUUGAAGAGGCUAUAGAGAUCCUUGAACAAGGCAGAGGCUUAUUAUGGUCGCAGUUGCGUGACUUUAGACCAUCUUUGGAUCUUCUUGCAAACACAAACAGGGAGCUUGCAAACAGGUUCAGGGAUGUCAGUCGCCAACUGGAGGGCCUCGUAACGUCGACUACUGAGUUGCCAUCUGUUUCAGGCGCGGCUGACCACCAGCCACCUUUACCGGACGUGUAUAAAGAACGGAAAUUGUUUGAGGAGAGGUUAGGUCUGAAGAGGCAACUCUCUAACGAGCAGGAGGCCAUUAUUAGCGAGAUACGACAAAUUUCUGGGUUUAAGGACUUUCUUGAAGCUACGUCGUUUGAACUACUCCAUCAGGCAGCUUCAGAGGGUCCGGUUAUCGUGGUCAAUCAUUGCAGAUAUCGAUCCGAUGUACUCAUUGUUCUUUCCCGCGAGGAUACGCCAGUCGUCUGCAUUCCCUUAGAUGGAGAGUUCUACGAUGAUAGCAUCCAGUGGUGCUUCGAACUCGUGAACACACGCAGAAGCUCCGGGGCUAACUCAUCGGAAUAUGACGAGAAGCUCCGCCAAGUGAUGAAGACGCUGUGGGAUAGAGUCGUUUCCAAAGUCGUCGAAAAACUGAAGCAGCUCGGAAUUGCCGAAGAAUCGCGCAUUUGGUGGUGCCCUACGUAUGUGCUAUCUGCACUUCCCUUCCAUGCUGCAGGCCCGUUCGAGGAUAUAGACGGCACCGAGAAGUAUCUACUGGACAAGUACAUCUCAUCAUAUACUCCGACGCUCGGCGCGCUCAUUAACUCGCAGUCAUGUGGACUCAGAGAAACACCAACUGCUCUCGUCAUUGGGGAUAUGUCACUCUCGUCAGCUAAGAGCGAGAUUCGCCACAUUAAAAAUUGUGGCAUAAAUCCUAAAUUACUGAGUAGCAAGGCAUCUCACAAUACAGUGAUCAAGGCGCUUCGAAAAGCAACCUGGGUCCAUUUCGUUUGCCACGGAGGCUUAGAUCCGAAGCCUUUCAACUCAUCAUUCAAGGCAUCAGACCGCGGGCUGACUUUACUCGAUAUUGUCCAAGCGAAUCUUCCGAAUGCAGAAUUUGCAUUCCUUUCCGCCUGUCAUACUGCUGAACAGUCUUACCCUUUUGCACCUGAUGAAGUGCUCCACCUGGCCGCAGCAAUACAAUUCUCUGGAUUUCGAAGCGUGAUUGGAUCGAUGUGGGAGUUGCUUGACGAAGAUGGCCCAUUUUUCGCCAGGACAGUUUAUGAAUACAUGUGCAACUGCGAUGAUGGCGAGGCGAGGUAUAAGCGUGCAGCUGCCGGGCUUCGCAAGGCAGCUAUAGCACUCAAAGAACGGCCAGACAUUCAGGCUGAGAGAUGGGUCAACUUGAUUCACAUAGGUACUUGA
Molecule: messenger RNA, 3924 nt
Organism: Fomitiporia mediterranea MF3/22
Lineage: Eukaryota; Fungi; Basidiomycota; Agaricomycetes; Hymenochaetales; Hymenochaetaceae
Product: TPR-like protein
Exons: 1
Coding region: 1-3924 (1307 amino acids)
Molecular function (GO): protein binding
Source: RefSeq, a predicted model, not a curated record